Messenger RNA from Mya arenaria, 2677 nucleotides. RefSeq names its product neuralized-like protein 2. The record is from RefSeq and is a predicted model, not a curated record. Lineage: Eukaryota; Metazoa; Mollusca; Bivalvia; Myida; Myidae. The coding region runs from base 150 to 992 and encodes 280 amino acids. Gene Ontology annotation, biological process: intracellular signal transduction. The transcript has 3 exons. Gene Ontology annotation, molecular function: ubiquitin protein ligase activity.
AAACAUUUUACUCAAAAAUGAAUUUCCGGAAGCGGAAGUACUUUGGAGUAUUUUGUAGUUGGAGCAGAUUUUCAGUAUCCAUACUAAAAAACCGAACACCCUACUACAUUAAACACUUAGGAUUACCAUGACACAUGCCAGCAACAUAAAUGACAGAUGAAACAGACUUGAGACCUAGUAGAGUAGGUCCAAUGCCAGUGACACGAUUCCAUCCGUAUCAUGGCUUAAACAUCACUCUGGAAAGUGAAGACCAAGUUGCCUGUAGAACAACCAGCUUUGCUCAUGCCUUGACAUUCAGUGAAAAACCCCUGAAACCUGGGGAAGUGUUCUUGGUCGAGAUUGAGAAAAAUGAGAGAGGUUGGAGUGGUCAUUUAAGAAUAGGAUUGACUCAGUUUAAUCCGAGCAACAAAUUUGACUUACCACAAUAUGCAUUACCUGAUUUAGCAAACAUGGGUAGAUCUUGGAUUUCAGCAAUAACAAAAUCAUACAAUAGAACUUACACAGAAAAUGAUGAACAGGGCACAUCAGAACCAUAUCACUCUGUGUUAGGCGAUUCCGAAAUAAUUCAUACACCACAGGGAUCUUUCAACCGAAGCCUUCUGUUGCCCUUGAAUAGACUGAAUAACUGUAGUGGUAUUUGUUCACAUCAUUUUAAACGAGACCAGGAGCCCAUUCUUCCAACGGACAUUGGCAGUCGUAUAGGAAUCAUGUAUCAAAUUGUAGACAAUUUUGCUGAGAUGCACUUUAUAAUCAAUGGGGAGGAUCAGGGCCCAAAUGUGAAGAAUAUUCCUUACCAGGCCGGACCCCUCCAUGCUGUUGUUGAUGUAUAUGGCACCACCAAACAAGUUAGAAUCAUCCAGCUUUAUGGAGUGUCCUCAUUACAGAACGCGUGCAGAGACCUGAUUCUCCAGCGUAUAAGAAAGAAUCACAUAAACAGUCUGCCUUUACCAAACAAAAUCAAGAAGUUCCUGAGAUACGAGUGUGAACUGUGAUAACAUUUUGUGUUGUUUUGUUGAGCAACUUUAAUUGUGAUAUGAGACACAAAUAGUGGCAUAAAUGUUCGAUGAUUUGUUGGUUACAUUUUGGACUUCUGCCAGUUCCCUGAACAUUGUUGAAUUGAAAGUUUUUCUGUGUUUGUGUUAAGCUCAUGUACUUUUUAAGAAAAAAUGUCACGGUGCAAAAACUUUUACCAUGGCCAUAACAUUAAAAUCUGUUAAGACAUUUAAAACACAAACUUUCAUUUUACCAUGGCAAACUGAACAUUUGGUUUAACCAGUAUUUAUUUUGAAAAAAUAAUCAUUUCUCAGAACACAUAUAAUAGCAAGUGGACAGAUAAUCACACAGUUAUCAUGAUAGUCAAUAUUUGUAAGUAUAAAAUAGCAGGAAAAAGUGCUACUAGCAAAUAAGCUACACAUUUACAGAGUUGAGAAAAAAGCAUAAAUGUUUGUUUUUUAAGUCUAUUCUCUAAGUCUGAACAUUUAUAGAAAGGGAUUUUCAUUCACAUAACUUCUGCUUUUAAAAUUGUUAUACACUAAAUGUUGUCAUCUACUUGGUGAUGCUCUUGUUUAAAUGAUUCUGACCUCCACAGAUACCAGUGCUGUUAUUAUUCCAAGACAUUAAUCCUCCAGUUGUAAUGAAUAACUGUUCAGUCAUGAAAAGAAGGUUAUUAUGCCCACCUUCAAAGAAGAGGGGUAUAUUGCUUUGCACAUGUUUGUCGGUCGGUCGGUAGACCAAAGCUUGUCCAAGUGAUAACUUAACAAUCCCUGGACGUAUGGUCACCAAACUUAACAUGAAGGUUGGGCAUGACCAGUAGAUGAACCCUAUUGAUUAUAGAUGUAAUCGGGUCAAAGGUCAAGGUCACAAUGACGUUUAAUGGUAAAAGGAUUUUAAAGCUUGUCCGAGUGAUAACUCAACAAUGCCUAGACCAAUGGUCAUCAAACUUGACAUGGAGGCUGGGCCUGACCAGUAGAUGAUUGAUCAAAGGUUAUUGGGUCAAAGGUCAAGGUCACAGUGACCUUGAAUGCGAAAUUAUUCCUUGACUGAUAAUUCGACAAUGCCUGCACCCAUAGCCCUCAAACUUGACCUGGGGGUUGGGCCUGACAUGGAGAUGACCCCUUUUGAUUUUAGGGGUCAUUGGGUCAAAGGUCACAGUGACCUUGAACACAAAAAGCUUGUCUGUGUGAUAACUUGACAAGCCCUGCACCCAUUACCCUGAAACUUGAUAUUUAAGUUUUGGGUGACCAAUUGAUGACUCCUAUGGAUUUUGAGGUCAAAGGUCAUGGUCAUAACUCAUAUUCAUCAUUAAAAUUUCGUCAUAUUUACUUAUUCCCUGCUGCGAAGAGGAUACAUAGUUAUCUGCAAAUAUCAGUCAUCAUCUGAACAUGAUUAAAAACUGUACCUAAUAUCCUCACACUUUGAAUAGUUAUAAUCUUAAAACUGCCUCAAAGGCAUCUAAUGUCAAUGACAAAUCAGCUGUCAUUUCGGUCCAUGCAUAUUUCAUUCAAUUGUCCAAUUAAUCCUGACAACAUGGCUAUCAGGGUGGGGGCAUAAUGUUUGACAAACAUCUCUUGUUAUCUAUUAUCUUACUAAUCAUGUUGUUGUAUCAUGUUUAUAGUAAUUUGCAAUUAUGACCAACUUGUAUUACUUUAAAUCCAUGAAAAAUAAAGCUUUGCUUCAA